Messenger RNA from Rotaria sordida, 300 nucleotides. The record is from the annotation of a GenBank genome assembly. NCBI's taxonomy places the organism in Eukaryota, Metazoa, Rotifera, Eurotatoria, Philodinida, Philodinidae.
AUGAUAAUAUCUUGCAAAGAUUUCAAUAUGUGGUUCAUUUUAUUGCUAAUAAUUGCCACAGCUACUGCUAUUCCAGUUGACCCUAUUCCUGAUAAUACUCCUAUACCAAUGCCACCUACACCUACCACUAAAAGGAUUCAUUACGAUAGUGUGCUAGGUUAUAGAUGCGAGUCAAAUAGCAAUUGUAAUGGUUUUGUUAACAACGCAAGAUGUCUCAAUGGUACAUGUGCAUGCCAACCUGGACACAUUGCCAAAGGAAUUUGGUCUUGUGUUCAAGUAAAAAAAAAGUACCACCAUUAA